AAUCUUUCCACUUCUGCUGUAGCACCGUCCGACCAAUUGGUCGAAGAGACUGCUACAGAUAUGUCUCAAACUAAUGGCCUGACAAAACUAGCCUACUCCCGCACCUGGCACCACAUCUCCUGCACCGUCCCCCAUCCUUCCCUCUCCCCCCUCCGCCCCUCGCCCUCCUCUCCCUCCUCGCACCCCCCUCCCUCACUCGGCCGCCUCGCAUCCCGCAUCGCGAUCCUGCUGAUGGGCAAACACAAACCGAUCUUCGACCCAUCAACCGACUGCGGCGACUACGUCGUCGUCACGGAUUGCGCGCAGCUAUACACGACCGGCAAGAAGCGGUGGCAGAAAUUGUACUAUCGGCAUAAUACACGCCCGGGGAGCCUGAAGAGUGUGAGCAUGGAUGAGUUGAUGGGGAAGCUUGGGGGAGCGGAGGUGCUGAGGAAGGCGGUUAGUGGGAUGUUGCCGAAGAAUCGGUUGAGGGAUGAUCGGCUUGCAAGGUUAAAAGCUUUUGAAGGGGAGGCCCAUCCGUAUAAGGACAACAUCGUCAAGUUCCGGGGCGUUAGUAAUGUGGUUCAAUGGCCGAGGGAGGAAGCUGCUGUGAAGGAGGAGGUUAGGUUAUGAUUCAGCGGGCAGACGUGUAUAUGAGGGAAAUAGUUGUGUUGGGUGUAUGUAUAUCAUGGUAUUUGUACGGCGAAUUCGGGAAUUGAGAAUGUAAGAUAUGCCCAAAAAUGGGUUGGGAAGAAAUCUUCUGUUGCGGCACGGGUUAUUGUGAUGGUUUUUGUUAAGUUUGUUGGCUUGAUGAUCGAGUGGUCAUGGAUUGAUUCUGUAUUCUUUUCUUGUUACUGCUGCUAUGCUUUUUCAGAUCAUCUUUUAUAUCCUCGGAAGAUAUCUAUACCGGUCCUUCGCCUCCCAGCACUACAGCAUCC
Molecule: messenger RNA, 917 nt
Organism: Mollisia scopiformis
Lineage: Eukaryota; Fungi; Ascomycota; Leotiomycetes; Helotiales; Mollisiaceae
Product: ribosomal protein L13
Exons: 3
Coding region: 61-612 (183 amino acids)
Biological process (GO): negative regulation of translation; translation
Cellular component (GO): mitochondrial large ribosomal subunit; ribosome
Molecular function (GO): structural constituent of ribosome; mRNA binding
Source: RefSeq, a predicted model, not a curated record